AGUUGACUCAAAGAGAGAGAAAGACAAUAGUUGAACAGUUUUGUACAAAUUAAUUUAUUCCAAAAUGAAGGAGAAGCAAGAGAGAGAGAGAUUUCAUCCUUUUUUUCAGUUUCAGUUACACUUAUUUAGCUAGCAAAUGCAGCUGGCUAGUUUAGCCUAUUUAAACACCCUGCUCAAACAAAGGAAUGCUAUGUUAGCUAGCUGGCUAUAACUAUCAAACUCAACACUUGAACUCUUUCAGGUCAAGGCUUUUUUCUCAUUGUGCAUUUACAUCAACAACACACUCGCCUGCCCACCCUCAGAUAUCCUGACGUUCAUCAUGGGGCAGUUGUUGGCCUCAGAACAGGAGCAGUCGGAGGCUCAGGUUGCUGUUGGCUCUCUGCUCUACUCCUCCAUGUUGGAGGCCGGUGCUCUGCCUGAUGUUGCCGUCGACCACUAUCUGCUAGCUAAUCCAGACAGCCUGGACUCCAGGGCCCACCUACAGGACCACCUCCGCCAGCUGCAGGGGCACGUAGGUAACCGGGCGCCCACCUACCUGAAGGAGCUGAUCAGCCGCCUGGUCGCUUUCUCUGACGAGCCCAAGGUUGCAGGCCUGGUGGGCUUUGUGGUCUCCAUGGUGAUGGAGACGGCAUAUGCCUCGUCCAGGGGGUCAGUGAGGUCAAGGGGUUGCCAAGUCGAGGAACGGCGAGCGGAGCUCCAGGACGUUAUGGAGGAAUACCUCAAGCGCUGCCGGAUGCACUUGAAGGAUGAGCAGAAGCUGAGAGAAGACACCCAGCGUCUGGAGGGCCAGCUGAGCUACUUGCUGACCCAGCUGAAGAACACCAUGCUCAGGGAAGGCCCCAGCUCCAAGGCCCUGAAGCACUGGGCCAGCGGCGCCGCCUUUCACACGCAGAUGCUGCUGCACCUGACCAGGCUAGAGCAGAGAGGAGACCCGCUGGUCGUCCAGGCUGCAAUGGAGCAGUACCAAGAGGACUUCAGAGAGAUUCUACCUGCGUACAGAUGCUACAAAGCCAGUACGGUGACUGUGAUAAAGUGUAGGGGAGGGCUGCAGACCGGGGAGGAUCCUCUGACUGAGGGGAGUGUGACUGGGUUCACUGUGGUGGAUAAAGAGUUAGGGAAGAGUGUGAGUGUACCCCUACCUGAGGACGCUCCCCCUGGCUUUGUCCUGAUCACUUCAGAUAUGUGUGCUCAAGCCUAUUUAGAGCGAUUGUUCUCUCCACAAGGCCCCAUAGCAGAGCUGGAGAGGUACUUUCUCAACAGCAGAGAGAGUCUACGCAUGAAGUUGAUGGUACAAGAACCAACGGACCCCAACGAGAGGCUGAGCAUAGUGGAAACAGAACCCGUAGACAGAAGAUAGCACAUGUUCAUGUUGACUUUCAUACAGGCAAAGGCAAGAUGCAAAAUCCACAGAACUGAACGAACACUCUUGACUAAAUGUGCAUUUAUUGUAUUGUAUGUAUGAUCAAAUGUUGAAUAAUAAUCUGGUUUAUUCAAUGCUAAUGUUCUCCUAUGACUUUCUGAGAAAAUAUAUUAUAAAAGCACAUGAAUAAUUCCUUCCCACGCAAAUCAAUUGUUAUAAUGCGAGAAACUAAUUGUACAGACACAAAUGGCAAAAGUAGCACAGUUCACAGUACUUAAUUGUCUAUGGUAUUGAAAGGGAUGCUUGAGUGCAGGUUUGAAUUGAUUUCUUCAUGCUUUGUGGAAGUGGUUCUUUCUUACUUUGUCCUCACAUUCAGUUCAAUAACCUUUUCUACAGCUUUUGUAGAGUGCUCGGAAGCAACAGCUGAUUCUUUGAAACUAAACUCUUAAUGGUUUUGCUGCUGCCAUGGCUGAAUGUAAUGUAGGAAUGUGUCAAACUUUAUCGAGGCCUGUCAAAUUGAAUGCCAUUUGAGUCACACUUCAUUGCUACAAUUACAAGUCAAAGUGAGAGACAGAGCUGCUCUCCUAAUGCUACGUGAUUAGUACUCUACACUUUCUAAAGCUCUCUCUUUUCUCGAUCUCCAUCCCAUUCUCUUUCUCUUUUCUCUCCUCCCUGCCUCUCUCUGUCACGUAGCAUUAGCUAUCCAUGUGAGGUGGGCCUGUGAGCCAACACUGCCAGAGGAACAGAGUUGGGCUCUGUGAUGUCACUGCGCAGAACUGCCACCUUUAACACCCUACUCUGACAUCUCAGCCACUCUUACUGUAACUCAAAUCCUCCUUUUCAGAGUUAGUUACUUAGAGGGGGGCUACCAGACUUUUAAACUUAGCACCCAGCAGAGAUACCCUGUGGUGUCACAUGUAAUGUAUAAUGUUUCUGAAAGGCCAAAGGGUGUGUUUUUGUCAUUAUAGAUAGUCACGCUCCACUGCAGUAGCUAUGUCUUCUCUUAGUGUUAGCAGAGAGGGGUGUGUGUAGUGUUAUCCAUCUA
Oncorhynchus keta (chum salmon) is the source of this 2405-nucleotide messenger RNA. RefSeq lists its product as uncharacterized. Bases 320 to 1357 code for a protein of 345 amino acids. NCBI's taxonomy places the organism in Eukaryota, Metazoa, Chordata, Actinopteri, Salmoniformes, Salmonidae. The transcript has 2 exons. The record is from RefSeq and is a predicted model, not a curated record.